AUGUUGUGUAGAUAUUUUGAAAACUUUCUCGAACGCAUUUUCUUGCCUUUGGGCUCUUUUAUUGGAAGACGACCGACAGUUGUAAUAUGUUUCUCGUUAUGCUUAACAAUUCUGUUCAGUCUUGGACUUAUAUGGUUUGAAGAGGUCAACAAUGUUCGGACAGAAUAUUCUCCAAUGGAUUCGCCUAGCAGGAAGGAAUAUGAAGUUUCGAAGGCAUUUUUGAACCAGAAUGGAACUCUUGACCCUUCAUACAUUAUGGUUUUGGCACGUGACAGCGGUUCACUCCUCCGGGACAACUACCGCUCACGCCUCAUUGAAUUCGUCAAAACUUUACAAAAUAAUGUCAGUGUGGUGUUUGAAGGAAAGAAUUAUACUUUUCGGGAUUUAUGUGAGCCUUACUGUGAGCUGAACACAGCUUUCCUGGCCUUCUUAAAGUUAUACGAUUCAACCAACCCAUCAACCUUCACUUAUCCCCAAGUUGAAAUAUUCGGAACAGAAGCUUUCAUUGGGAAUAAUGUAUAUGGAGUUGAGUUGUUCAACAAUUCCAAACAGAUCAAAAGUUUCUCGACGGCUAUUCUGCCUUUCUAUCUUGUAACUUCGUAUGAAACAUCUGGGGUUAUCUAUGAAUGGCUGAUGGAAGCACGCAAGGCUUUCAAGUUACCACGUUUUGAUAUAUUCAAGUGUGAAGUCACUGGAGAUGCUAUGGUAUCCGCUGAAGUUCGCCGAAUGGGAAUGGAAACAGCUCCUCUUAUCGUAGGCUCCAUAGUUGCCAUGAUCAUCUUCGUCAUCAUUUUCUCUGGCAGACGAGAUCCUUCAAGGGCCAAACCAUGGGAAUCGCUCAUCGGAUGUCUGAUUCCAUUGCUAGCUCUUCUUUCCGCAACAGGGAUCUUAUCCUUCUUUGGAUUAAAGUUUCAAUCCAUCAUCGUCGCCGCUCUUUUCUUAGUUCUGUCGAUGGGAGUUGAUGAUGUCUUUAUCAUUUUGAGAGCAUGGGAUAGAACAUCCGUAUCAGAAACUGUCGAAAACAGAAUGAGUGUUACAAUGGAAGAAGCAGGCCCCAGUAUAACUAUCAGUGCUAUCACGAAUGCCAUGUCCUUCUUCAUCGGGAUGACGUCCCAGACACCUGCCGUACGUGCAUUCUCUUUGUAUUCCGCUGUCGCGAUAGUCAUCUGUUACUUCUAUCAGUUAAUUAUGUUCAGUUCUGUCGUAGCCCUUAGUGGGUACCGUGAAAAAUCUGGGAAACAAAGCUUGCUAUGUUGUCUGAAAGCAGAUCCCCAAUCUCGAUCACCUUUUGUGGAAUGGAUUGUGGAUAAGCAAGUCCGUUUCAUUAGGUUUUGGUCAUGGCUUUUAUCACAAUGGACUAUGAGAUUCGCUUUGGUCGGAGUAAUGGUUGCUUAUUACUACGUCAGUGUAGUUGGAAUCCUCCAGCUGAACACUCUGAUUUCAAUCGAGAAAAUGGCUUUACCUGACUCUUAUCUCCAAGAUUUCCAAGCACAUUUCGAAACAUCUUUAAAAAACAUGCAGCCAAUUAGUGUUUUCAUCAUGAAUCCCGGAGAUCUGAGAAAUCCAGAGCGUCUAGAUACAAUCAAAACGAUCGUGAAGGAAUUUGAAACUGCUACCUACAGUUAUGGAUCUGAAUCAACUUUCUUCUGGCUUCAGCCGUAUGAGGAUUUCUUAAGAUUCUAUGGUGAAACAGAUGAUUUCACAUAUUCGGAAAUUCCAACUUUCUUCAAAUCCGCUACUUACUUCUAUUUGACUUCAUUUGUGAAGUAUAAUGAAACAGCCUGUCUCGCGGAUGACCCUGCUUGCAUCACAUCAUUCUUCUUCAUGACAAAUUUCCAUGACCACAUUAAGUAUCAUGAAUUGAUUCCUGCAGUUACGGAUUGGAGAAGAAUCGCAAGCAAAUACUCUGAUUUCCAAAUCUUCGCUUAUUCUGAUCAUUCUCCCUUCGUUGAUCAGACCUUGGCUAUCGACGCUACUAUCUGGGGAUCAGUUGGAGCUGCUUUACUAUGCACAGCUAUAGCCUGCUUUAUGUUCAUUCCCAACAUCGUCUGUAUUGUUGCUGCCUGCUUCUCAGUGUUCUCAAUUACAGUUGGAAUACUUGGCCUACUGAGUCUGUGGCAUAUUGAUUUGGAUCCUUUAUCUAUGGCAGCACUGUUGAUGGCCAUAGGAUUCUCUGUGGAUUUCUCCAGUCAUAUUGCCUACCAUUUCUAUAAAUCCAAACAACCGGACCCAGUAGAUCGUGUCAAUGAAACUUUGUCUACAAUCGGAUGGCCGUUAGUACAGGUUGGCUUAUCAACAAUUGCCGCUGUGGCGCCUCUACUGUUCAAACAAUCAUACUUGGCACUGGUUUUCAUGAAGACUAUAUUCGUAGUUUGUUGUCUCGGAAUGUGGCACGGACUUGUUAUUCUUCCAGUCGUACUGAUGGCUGUUACCAGGCAACGAAAAGUUGCAACGCCUAGUGAUAGCUCCUCCGAACGAUCUUCUCAAAGAUCGGUGGAGCGCAAAGAAAGCUUUUACCGAACACAGAAGCUGAUAAAUAGAAUUAACCAAGAAAUUUGGCACUCUAAGGUGGCACCAAUGUCCCCUGAAGAAGCCUGUCAAAAACCUGCAUUAAAACAUAACAUUGCUUUAGGAAGAACCCUUUCCACUCAGUAA
Auanema sp. JU1783 is the source of this 2655-nucleotide messenger RNA. The record is from the annotation of a GenBank genome assembly. NCBI's taxonomy places the organism in Eukaryota, Metazoa, Nematoda, Chromadorea, Rhabditida, Rhabditidae.